GUGCGCGGGCGGGGCUGCGCGGGCUGCGGCAGCGGCCGGGCCGGGGCCGAGGCUGAGGCGGGGCGGCGGCGGCGGCACCAUGUCGGAGGCGGCGGUGGCCGACACCCGGCGCCUGAACGCCAAGCCGCAGGACCUGACGGACGCGUACGGGCCGCCCAGCAACUUCCUGGAGAUCGACAUCUUCAACCCGCAGACCGUGGGCAUGGGCCGCGCCAGAUACACCAGCUACGAGCUCCGCAUGAGGACAAACCUCCCGAUCUUCAAGUUGAAGGAGUCAUGUGUGAGGAGACGAUACAGUGACUUCGAAUGGCUGAAGAACGAGCUGGAACGAGACAGUAAGAUUGUAGUGCCACCGCUGCCUGGAAAAGCUUUGAAACGACAGCUUCCCUUCCGAGGAGACGAAGGCAUCUUUGAGGAGUCCUUCAUUGAGGAGCGGAGACAGGGCCUAGAACAGUUUAUUAACAAAAUUGCUGGACACCCACUGGCACAGAACGAGCGCUGCUUACAUAUGUUCCUGCAAGAGGAGACUAUUGAUAGGAAUUACGUCCCAGGGAAAGUGCGCCAGUAGGAGCACCUGGCACUGUCUUCCUCCAUUCCACCCUCCCUCCUGCAAAAAUGACAUUUAUUUUUACACUAAAUCUGUCUUCUCUGAACCAGCUUUUCCUCUCUUGAACCUCCCAGUUUGUUCAGUAUUUUCCUCUUUUUGUAACUGGCAGCAGCUUGUUCCACUGGGCUGUGGUCUUGGCCUAAAGGUAUGAAGAUUUAUGCAAGUGAGUGUGUAGUCCCGCACCUAGCGGCAGGUGCGAAUAGGUGUGGAGCAGGAACUUGCUUAUGGCAUUAUGGUGUAGGAGCUGCCCCUCUCCCUGUACAGAAAGGUAGGAGAUGACCUUCACUCCCCUGUCCAUGCAGCCCCAAGCAUCUCUGCAGGAGACUCUGGAGAAUAGCAGUUGUCAUGUUGGUCAGUGAUUGCAUCGGGUAUUAGAGUUUUAGUAAGGCUUAUCCAAAACAGUGAGUAGGUGCCUGGGUGUGUUGGUCCCUCGUCCACCCCGUUCGCCCUGCAUGAAAUCCCCGUUCUUCACUGUCUGGAAGUGCUGAGACCCAAGACUUACUCUAACCCUGCUCUCAGCCUCCUGCGUACAGACCUGUUUGGUGUAUUAGUGUUAAUCCCCCUCCCUUCUCGCGUGCUGCUGGCAGCUCGGGGGGUUUCCACGCCGUGCGCUCUCCCGAUGCUCUGUGAGAGCAGUCUGGUGUGUGGAAGCUGGGCUAGCCUGGGCUGUCGCAGCGUGGGCCCAGGCUUUAAAAAUGCCACAGCUAGCUCUGCUGGGGGCUGGUGCCGUGGCGUUUCCAGCAGCACCCGGUUCAGCUGAGCUGUGGUGACCUUAUCCUGUGCCCCAGCUGCAGAAGGGAGGGGAGGGGAAGGGACCGGCCUGGCCGAGGAGCAGGAGGAGGCCGGGGGCUGUUGCAGCGCAGCGGUGGCGGCAGAUGCAGGAGGAGCCUGGUGCGGAGCGAGGGUGGCACCGCCUCUCCAGAAAGGGACGGCAGAAAGUGCUAGGUCAGUCCUGGGCGAGACGCCUGUGUAUGGAGCAGGGUAAGGACUGAUAGGUUUUGUUUGUGUUCUGUUCUUUUCUCCAAUGAGCUAGGCAGUUACUAAUGUGGAAGGGAAGGCACAAGACUGGUCAGGGAACCGUCCAGAGCUUGGGAGAGA
Oxyura jamaicensis (ruddy duck) is the source of this 1705-nucleotide messenger RNA. It is a transcript of the gene SNX12, whose product is annotated as sorting nexin 12. The transcript is spliced from 4 exons. Gene Ontology annotation, molecular function: phosphatidylinositol-3-phosphate binding. NCBI's taxonomy places the organism in Eukaryota, Metazoa, Chordata, Aves, Anseriformes, Anatidae. Gene Ontology annotation, biological process: endocytic recycling; late endosome to Golgi transport. The record is from RefSeq and is a predicted model, not a curated record. The coding region runs from base 80 to 568 and encodes 162 amino acids. Gene Ontology annotation, cellular component: early endosome membrane; retromer complex.